Marmota flaviventris (yellow-bellied marmot) is the source of this 4843-nucleotide messenger RNA. It is a transcript of the gene Dip2a, whose product is annotated as disco interacting protein 2 homolog A. Lineage: Eukaryota; Metazoa; Chordata; Mammalia; Rodentia; Sciuridae. Gene Ontology annotation, cellular component: cell surface. The record is from RefSeq and is a predicted model, not a curated record.
AUGGCCGACCGCGGGUGCCCGCUCGAGACUGCGCCGCUGCCCGUCGAGGUGCGCGAGAGCCUGGCGGAGCUGGAGCUGGAGCUGUCGGAAGGUGACAUCACUCAAAAAGGGUAUGAGAAGAAAAGGGCCAAGCUCCUGGCUCGCUACAUUCCACUCAUCCAAGGGGUAGACCCAUGUCUGCAAUCAGAGAACAGAGUCCCUGGGCCUUCACUGACCACUGCUGCACUCCAGCCACAGAGGUCUCGGCCCACCACCUCCAGGGAUGAACGUUUCCGCUCAGAUGUCCACACGGAGGCCGUGCAAGCAGCCCUGGCCAAGUACAAAGAGAGGAGGAUGCCGAUGCCCUCGAAGAGACGUUCUGUCCUGGCGCACUCCUCCGUGGAUGCCUACACCCCCCCAGACACAUCGUCCGCUUCAGAAGACGAGGGCUCUGUGCAGCGGCCCGGGCAGCUCAGCUCCACUGUGCUCCAGAGCCACCCCGGUGCAGAGCCCUGGCUCGACCGGGUCAUUCAGGGCUCCUCCACCUCAUCUUCCGCAUCCUCCACCUCAUCUCACCCGGGAGGCAGACCCGCCGCCGCGCUCUCAGACCUUGCAGCCCACGCCCACAUAGAUCUGCACUCUGCCCCUCCUGACGUCACCACAGGCCUCGUGGACCGUCCGCACUAUGAACGUCCCCAGGUGGCUUCUGUGAGAGCUGCUCCUCGGGGGUACGGCGGGAGCAUCCUGGAAACAGCAGAUGGUGUCCCUGUGCACAGCAGAGUGUCCUCCAAGAUCCAGCAGCUUCUGAACACCCUGAAGAGGCCCAAGCGCCCUCCCCUGAAGGAGUUCUUCGUGGACGAUUUUGAGGAGCUUUUGGAAGUUCAGCAGCCAGAUCCCAAUCAGCCGAAGCCUGAGGGAGAGGAGGUGGAGGUGCUGAGAGGGGAGCCCCCGGCCACAGGGGUGCCCUGGCCACCGUCUCUGCUAGCUGCCCUUCAGCGAUGGGGCACAGUGCAGCCCAAGGCCCCCUGCCUGACUGCCCUGGACACAGCAGGGAAGGCCAUCCACACCCUCACCUACGGCAAACUUUGGAGUCGGAGUUUAAAAUUAGCUUAUACUCUACUUAAUAAACUGACUAGUAAGAAUGAACCACUACUUAAACCUGGAGACAGAGUGGCGCUCGUGUUUCCCAACAGUGACCCCGUGAUGUUCAUGGUCGCGUUUUAUGGGUGUCUCCUGGCAGAGCUGGUUCCGGUCCCCAUAGAAGUGCCAUUGACAAGAAAGGAUGCAGGCAGCCAGCAGGUUGGGUUUCUGCUGGGCAGCUGUGGUGUCACCCUGGCCCUGACUACAGAUGCGUGUCAGAAGGGCCUGCCCAAGUCACAGACGGGAGAGGUGGUGACUUUCAAAGGCUGGCCCCCCCUCGCCUGGCUGGUGAUUGAUGGGAAGCAUUUGGCCAAACCCCCCAAGGACUGGCUCCCUCUGGCUCAGGACACCGGGGCUGGGACUGCCUACAUCGAGUAUAAGACCAGCAAAGAAGGCAGCACCGUGGGGGUCACGGUGUCCCACACGUCCCUGCUGGCACAGUGCCGGGCUCUGACCCAGGCCUGCGGGUACUCAGAAGCUGAAACGCUAACAAACGUGCUGGACUUCAAGAGGGAUGCUGGUCUGUGGCACGGCGUGUUGACGAGCGUCAUGAACAGGAUGCAUGUGGUCAGCAUCCCGUACGCGCUCAUGAAAGCCAACCCACUCUCCUGGAUCCAGAAAGUGUGCUCCUACAAAGCCCGGGCUGCGCUGGUGAAGUCCCGCGACAUGCACUGGUCUCUGCUGGCUCAGCGAGGGCAGAGGGAUGUCAGCCUCAGCUCACUGCGGAUGCUGAUUGUGGCCGAUGGUGCCAACCCAUGGUCCAUAUCCUCCUGCGAUGCCUUCCUCAACGUCUUCCAGUCCCGAGGCUUGAGGCCAGAGGCCAUCUGCCCCUGUGCCGGUUCUCCUGAGGCCCUGACGGUCGCCAUCCGCAGGCCGCCUGACCUGGGGGGACCUCCUCCAAGGAAAGCUGUGCUGUCCAUGCAUGGCCUGAGCUACGGCGUGGUCAGAGUUGACACUGAGGAGAAGCUGUCUGUCCUCACUGUCCAGGACGUGGGCCAGGUGAUGCCUGGAGCUAGUGUGUGUGUUGUGAAGGUUGAAGGUACCCCGUAUCUUUGCAAGACUGAUGAAGUUGGAGAGAUCUGUGUUAGUUCCAGUGCAACUGGAACAGCAUACUACGGAUUACCUGGAAUCACAAAAAGUGUGUUUGAGACUGUCCCUGUCACGGUAGGAGGAGCCCCUGUCUCUGAGAGGCCUUUCACCAGGACAGGCCUGCUGGGCUUCAUUGGGCCUGACAACCUGGUUUUCGUCGUGGGCAAGCUCGACGGGCUGAUGGUCGUGGGAGUCCGCCGACACAAUGCAGACGACGUCGUGGCCACCGCUCUGGCCGUGGAGCCCAUGAAGUUUGUCUACAGAGGCAGGAUUGCUGUGUUCUCUGUGACUGUGCUGCAUGAUGACCGGAUUGUCCUGGUGGCUGAGCAGCGGCCCGACGCCUCUGAGGAGGACAGCUUCCAGUGGAUGAGCCGCGUGCUGCAGGCCAUCGACAGCAUCCACCAGGUGGGCGUGUACUGUCUGGCGCUGGUCCCUGCUAACACCCUGCCCAAGGCUCCCCUCGGGGGGAUCCACAUCUCUGAAACCAGACAGCGCUUCUUGGGAGGAACCCUGCACCCCUGCAACGUGCUGAUGUGCCCUCACACCUGCGUGACCAACCUUCCCAGACCUCGUCAGAAGCAGCCAGAGGUUGGACCUGCAUCCAUGAUUGUGGGGAACCUGGUGGCUGGCAAGAGAAUCGCACAGGCCUCAGGGAGGGAGCUGGCCCACCUGGAGGACAGCGACCAGGCGCGCAAGUUCCUGUUCCUGGCUGACGUGCUGCAGUGGCGAGCGCACACCACUCCUGACCACCCGCUGUUUGUGCUGCUGAACGCCAAGGGCACGGUCACCAGUACUGCCACCUGUGUCCAGUUGCACAAGAGGGCCGAGAGGGUGGCUGCUGCUCUGCUGGAGAAGGGCAGGCUGGACGCUGGGGACCACGUGGCUUUGGUCUACCCCCCAGGGGUGGACCUCAUCGCCGCCUUCUAUGGCUGCCUGUACUGUGGCUGUGUGCCUGUUACUGUGCGGCCCCCACACCCCCAGAACCUCGGCACCACGCUGCCCACCGUCAAAAUGAUCGUGGAGGUCAGCAAGUCUGCGUGCGUGCUCACCACACAGGCCAUCACACGGCUGCUCAAGUCCAAGGAGGCAGCUGCUGCUGUGGACAUCAAGACCUGGCCAACCAUCCUGGACACUGAUGACAUACCAAAAAAGAAGGUGGCUACUGUGUUCAGACCACCCUCCCCGGAUGUGCUGGCCUACUUGGACUUCAGCGUGUCCACCACAGGGAUAUUAGCAGGAGUAAAGAUGUCGCACGCAGCCACAAGUGCCCUGUGCCGCUCCAUAAAACUGCAGUGUGAGCUCUACCCCUCGCGGCAGAUCGCCAUCUGCCUGGACCCCUACUGUGGCCUGGGCUUUGCCCUGUGGUGCCUGUGCAGUGUCUACUCCGGACACCAGUCAGUGCUCGUGCCUCCGCUGGAGCUGGAGAGCAACGUGUCCCUGUGGCUGUCAGCCGUCAGCCAGUACAAGGCCCGUGUCACCUUCUGCUCCUACUCCGUGAUGGAAAUGUGCACCAAGGGCCUGGGCGCACAGACAGGCGCACUCAGGAUGAAAGGGGUGAACCUGUCAUGUGUGCGCACGUGCAUGGUGGUGGCCGAGGAGCGGCCGCGGAUUGCCUUGACACAGUCCUUCUCCAAGCUGUUCAAGGACCUGGGCCUCCCUGCGCGUGCUGUGAGCACCACCUUUGGGUGCAGGGUCAACGUGGCCAUCUGCCUUCAGGGCACAGCUGGCCCAGACCCCACGACCGUCUACGUGGACAUGCGGGCGCUGCGCCACGACAGGGUACGCUUGGUGGAACGGGGUUCUCCGCACAGUCUGCCUUUGAUGGAGUCUGGAAAGAUCCUCCCAGGGGUGAAGGUCGUCAUCGCACACACUGAGACCAAAGGGCCCCUUGGAGACUCGCACCUGGGCGAGAUCUGGGUGAGUAGCCCCCACAACGCCACUGGGUACUACACGGUCUACGGGGAGGAGGCACUUCAUGUUGACCACUUCAGUGCCAGGCUGAGCUUUGGAGACACGCAGACCGUCUGGGCAAGGACUGGCUACCUCGGCUUCCUUCGGAGAACAGAGCUCACAGAUGCCAGUGGAGAGCGACACGAUGCGCUAUAUGUUGUGGGGUCUCUGGACGAGACGCUGGAGCUGAGAGGCAUGCGGUACCACCCCAUUGACAUCGAGACGUCUGUGAUCCGGGCACACAGGAGCAUCGCUGAGUGUGCUGUAUUCACCUGGACCAACCUGCUGGUGGUGGUGGUGGAGCUGGAUGGGCUGGAGCAGGAUGCGCUGGACCUGGUGGCCUUGGUGACCAAUGCAGUGCUGGAGGAGCACUUCCUGGUGGUGGGCGUGGUGGUCAUUGUGGACCCUGGUGUGAUCCCCAUCAACUCCCGGGGCGAGAAGCAGCGUAUGCACCUGCGGGACGGCUUCCUUGCAGACCAGCUGGACCCUGUCUACGUGGCCUACAACAUGUGAGUGCCACCGCCAGAGCCUCAGUGCCCCACUGUGCCCUGCUGUGCUCUGCGGGUGCCUGCACAGUCCCCAUCACUCCUUCAGGAAGCACUUCCUGGACUCCCUGAGACGUGCUGGGACCUGCCAGGGAUGUUCACAGACACAGAAGCCAGCAUUUACCUGGAGUGCCAGGCGG